AUGCUAGGAAAUUUUCACCCUUCAAUUACUUGUUUAUUUGCCUUGAAAAAAGGCAUUUUGCUGUUCAAAAUCACGGAGGCAAAUGGAGCGUGCAAAACCUGCGCCUGUUUCUGGAAGGCACCCGUGGAAAGGAGGUCACCGAUAAGUUGUUUGGGUCGAUUACCUGGCUGAUUGUGCAUUCCCUGAAAGCCGUUUCCAGUGUGAUGGCUAGCGAUCGCCACUGUUUCGAGUGCUACGGUUAUGAUAUUAUCAUCGAUAAUACGCUCAAACCGUGGCUAGUUGAAGUUAACGCUUCUCCAUCGCUAACGUCCACAACGGCGAACGAUCGCAUCCUGAAGUACAAGCUAAUCGAUAACAUACUGAAUAUCGUGCUGCCACCUGAUGGCAUUCCCGAUGUAAGGUGGAACAAAAUUCCCAGCCCCGAAAUGCUUGGCAACUUCGACCUGCUGAUAGAUGAGGAAAUCGCUGCCCAGGACGAAAGUGUUCCCAGCACUAACGGCAAGGGUAGAUCGAGUAGCAACAGAUGGAAAUGAGAGUAAAUUCGAAAGCGUGCUUUGUUUUUCUUUAAUAUGUCAUAUAUUUUCAGAUUUUUUUUUAUUGUUCAUCAUUGUUUGGUUCGAAACGGCCACUCUCGCGGUGGAACAAUUAGUUUUUGCUAUUUGAUGGGUUUUCUUUUAUACCUUCGCAACUGGUACCAAUGCAAAUGACAAAAAGUUGGAGAACUCGCUGUGGUUUCAAAAUGCGCUAUGCUUCAGUUGGUGGUCUCCAAAUUUUUAUUGAACGCGUUGCUAUCGACGCAAUUUGUCUAUUCAAAAUAAUUUAUUUUACUCUUCCUUGUCUACGACUAUCGUUUGAUUGCUUCAAGCUUUACAUCUGCAAAUAGUUGUUUUACGGGGGUUUAUUCAAUUAAAUAUUCUCUAUAGUUUUUUUUCUUGUAGUUCAAUAAACGCUUUCCAUAUUACUAUAAUUGUGCGAACGUUUUCUUAUUUGUCGUUAUUUGUUCGAAUCUAAGUCUCGAAGAGAUUCUUCGUUUCGGAAUUUCUAUUCCUGGUACAUGCCGCUGAUUGUGAUGGGACAAAAAUAUUUAUAUAUAUAUUAAAAAAAAAACAAGAAUUAAAAAAUAUUGUAGAACUUGAUAGUGUUUUGUAUUGGGUUCGUUUGAACCAAAAUAAAUGAGCGGUUUGAAGAAAUGCACAAGGAGCAAAUCAAACAGUAGCAUUAAUAAACUGCCUGCCCAUCUAUGGCAUCAUUUUACAUUAGCGAUUUUUUUUUUUCAUUUCCAUGUUUUGGUUAUCGUUUGAAAUAAUAUUGCCAAAGGUUUUGUAAAAGAUUAUUUAAUAAACUUGUCAAGUUAGUAAAUAUUAUGUUGAAUAGGUGUUUCCCAAAAACGUUCGUCCUACAGCUCUCCAGCGUAAUAUAAAGUAGAAAAUGAAUAAUUGGUAGGUGGAAUUAGUUAAAGUAAUAGUACAUUCAAUU
Messenger RNA from Wyeomyia smithii (pitcher-plant mosquito), 1476 nucleotides. Its product is annotated as polyglutamylase complex subunit TTLL1-like. Gene Ontology annotation, biological process: protein polyglutamylation; microtubule cytoskeleton organization. Bases 204 to 533 code for a protein of 109 amino acids. The record is from RefSeq and is a predicted model, not a curated record. Gene Ontology annotation, molecular function: tubulin-glutamic acid ligase activity; tubulin binding. The transcript has 2 exons. Gene Ontology annotation, cellular component: cilium. NCBI's taxonomy places the organism in Eukaryota, Metazoa, Arthropoda, Insecta, Diptera, Culicidae.